UAUUUUUUUACUUCUUAGCGGAUCUACUUCAAAUUGUCACAUCAUAUUAAUAUGAUAACGUCCAUAUAAUAUAUUUUCCUUAUUAAGCAGGGGAAACUUAACACAUUUAUUAAAACAGACAAACUAAGAACUCAAAAGUUCAUUCAUGUCCACCACAAUGGCAUAAAUGAAUGAUCAUGGCCCUUCAAAAUGUUGCUGACCUACUUCUUGUGAGAUUCUAACCGGUAUGGGGACCUUUGUCUUGUUUGCAACAUUUUGAUAAUUGUGUGUUAAUAUAGGAAAAGCUUUAAAAUUCUUCUUAUCCCAAACUCCAAUGCCUAUCUCAUAGAUAUUUGGUGUGUAGCAUUAUCUUCAGAGUUUCUUGGGUCGUCCCUUGUAUCACUUGAUUUCACAUACAAUCUUAUGGGAAAAUCUUUUAAUAUUUUUAUCAACUAAAGACGGCCAAAUAAGCAUGUUCAUGGGUUCUUCUUUCAAAGACUUUUUCUUCAAAUUGCAUGGCAUUUAUUCAAUAUAAUACAAUAAUCAGUAUUAUGGCAAACCAUCAACUGCAUGGGUUGAAACUUGGUGCCUAUGAUUUAAGAUACCAUAAACUAAACGUCUACCUUUACAUUCGUUCAACGAUUCAAUCACAAAAUGAUCAUAUUAUAGAGGAAGGUCUUACAACUGUUUAUUACUAGAAUGACAGCUUUGCUAAUUACCAAAACAAAACACUACGUGAUUGUUGGCGAUACGAAGUUCAGCAUGUCAAUUUAUUAGUCAAUUUAUAAGACAAAACGACUGUAUAUGACACAAAUAUGGUAACGCGAUGGGGAUAAAUUAUUAGACCACGUGACAUGAACUGACAAGGUAAAUGUAGAUAUAAUCAAUUAGUGAAGUCAUGAUAAAUUUUCGGUCCUUUUACCACUAAUUGUCACAAUGAAUAUAUUUCAUUUUUAGUUGUUGUAUGAGAAAAUGGUUUAGCUUGUAAGUGAUGUGAACUUGCAGUUCAAGCAUGUAAAACUACACGAUUUGACUUGUUGACUAACAUAACGGACAAAUACUAGGAACAUUUAGUAAAAAGACGCGAACGGAACUUUUAGAGUUGAAAAUGAAAACGUACAUGAAGGAGUAAAAAUUGUAAAUUCCACUGAUAAUGAAAAUGUAUUAUUGUAUAAACUUAUAAUUAAGUGCGUUUUGAAUUUGUAUAUCACUAUUGAGUAUAUUUUAAAGAAAAAAAAAGUACAACUAAAUAAUUUUAGAAUCGAUUAUCAAAAUAUUUUAACAGGGCUAUUUGCUUGUCAAAAAAUGAAAGACAAUAAAUUGCUGUAUAAGAAUAAGAAAAUUUUCAAUCGAUUUUAUUUGACGAUAAUUUUAUUUACAACUUUCACUGAUAACGGAUAUUGUCAACCCGAAGCAUAUAAAGGACACGAUGGAGUUGGUGUUAUAUUUACUAACGCUACUGAUCAAUUACUCCAGUGCAGAUAUCCGGACUAUUUCAAUAUACGUAUGGCAUUGUCUGGACAAGAUGAAAUGAUCGUUUAUUUAAGGAAGCAACCCCCAGCUUUAAACAGAUUUCCACCAGCAUAUUUACUCAGUAGACUUCCAAGAAAGGACGACUAUACAGAAACCAGGAAACAGAAUAUUAUCAGGUACAUGAGUACUUCUCCAGACAGUCAUUUCAUAGUUCAGUGUGAUCAUGAUAAGAAAUCCACAGACUUUCAUCUUUCUGGUGUUAUUUUAUACAAAGGUAGUGAAUUUGUCAUACAGACAAUAAAACAGUCAUCAAAAUUUGGUAUAAUACUUACACGAUGGCAUCAGAUUAAAGAUAUCCCUCGCACACAUGACUACAUAAUAUCAGAGAAAUCCAGGUUUCCCGCUGUCCAGGAAACAGUACAUUUGUCACGUGAUCGUCGCGAGGUGAUGCGCGUGCAUGAUGUGCUCACGUUUACUAUAGACGUUUUAGUCGUUGUUGAUUUCAAUAUUUAUACGAAAUGGAUGUCGAACGCUGCUGGUCGUAAUUUGAAGGAAAAAUCUCUCCAUGCAAAGUCAGAAAUCCAGAAAUACUACCUUCAUGUGAUAAAUGGGAUUGAUCUUCGGUAUCAAAGUAUAGGAUUUGAAGAUUUCCAAAUUAGAAUCAGUGUGUCAGGAAUUGUUAUUAUUGACAAACAUACGUCAGUGAAUGGCUCCACAUUUAAUCCUCCACCUACCAGCAACACUUCACUGAAUGGGACACUUGAAAUGGAUGCUGAUACGGCCUUAAAAAUGUUUCGAACAUGGGUGAAUGAAACAAAGGGACUUCCCGACCAUAGUCAUGCUAUUCUGUUUACAGGGUAUGAUUUGUACAGCUUGAAGACUAGUGAGGAUAAACAGAAACAAUCACAUACUUCAGGACUAGCUUUUAUUGGAACACUGUGUGAACCGGGUGAUAGCGUUUCUAUUGUUGAGGAACAGGGAGGGUUUCAAAGUAUUGGAACAGCAGCUCAUGAACUUGGACACAGUCUUGGGGCACUCCAUGACGGAGAGAACAAUACAUGUCACUCUGUGGAUCGAUACAUUAUGGCUGCAUCAGGUUUCGGACCAGUUCCAAACAACAAAAAAUAUCAUCCGUGGAUAUUCUCCCGUUGCUCUGUAGACUACUUCAAAGAAUUUAUUACUUCUUUAUUAUUAGAAGGAUCAACAUGUUUGACUUCUAAAAGGCCAAAUGUUACUGAUAUAUUAGAAGUGGUAAACAGCACACUAGAUCUACCAGGACAAGAUUAUACACCAGAUGAUCAAUGUAGAAUGAUUUGGGGACCAACCUCUUACUUAUGUCGGGGUUCCGAGUUUGGUAACGCCAGUACAAUAUGUACAGCCAUGUAUUGUAGAGACCCCUCUACAGAGAGUGAUUGUGUCCUCCAUGUUGCUGCACGAGGAACCACAUGCGGCAAUAAACAGUGGUGUAUGGACGGUCAUUGUGUGUAUUCCCCAAAAGCCCCGGACAAACAAGGACCAUGUCUUCUUGGUGAUCAGCCCGGGGCAGCAUUUAAUUCUAUGACAUGCGAACAGUUGAUAGCCAAAUCUUCAUCUUACUGCUACCAGGAGAAAGUCAGAUCCAGAUGUUGUAACUCUUGCUGGUCAAAGUUUACUUACAAGAAAGGCUGCGAGUAUGGUAACAGAAUACAAGGAUGUCGGUCUUGGCAUUGCUCACAUUUUUUCGAAUCACGUGAUAUACAGACAGAGUGCUGUGGAACUUGCAACAUAGGUGAAGUGAUAACGUCUACGGACACUCAGGCACAAUUACCAAUAGAAGAACACCGUCCUGUCACAACGGCCAAAUGGAAUUCACAUACAUGCACAGAUUCAUCUGCAUUUUCAUGUCCGGAUUAUAUUAGGUCACGUGGUUCGUUUGUUUGCUACAGUAACGUUACCUCUGCUAAGUGUUGUCAAAGCUGCAAGAUGAUUAAAUCGCAGACUGAGGGCUGCGAUUAUGGUGACAAAGUUCCCUCCCUUUGUGCUGAAAUGAAGACUGUUACGGAGUUGGAUUGUGAUGUGUAUGGCACGCUGUGUUGCAAAUCUUGUAUUAGAAAAAUCAAGACGUUGUCAUCUUGUAGUAAUUGUUUAUACUCACUAAAUGUACUUUUUAUUAAUUUUAUUUUGAUUCUAGUUUUCAAAGAUCCUUGACAAUCAUUUGCUUAAAGUUUAAAGUAGACGAUAACGUGCAUUUUCUUUUUUAAUUCUAUGCAUUUAUGCCUUUUAUUUACAGUUUUUGUUAGAGGUACUUUAAUCAUGAUAAUGAUAUGUAUGAUACAUGGCUGCUGGUCGGCGAUAACUUUGCUGUAAAAUUUGUUGUCUUAUAUUAAAAUUGAG
Ruditapes philippinarum (Manila clam) is the source of this 3825-nucleotide messenger RNA. Its product is annotated as A disintegrin and metalloproteinase with thrombospondin motifs 19-like. The transcript has 18 exons. NCBI's taxonomy places the organism in Eukaryota, Metazoa, Mollusca, Bivalvia, Venerida, Veneridae. Gene Ontology annotation, molecular function: metalloendopeptidase activity. Bases 1285 to 3639 code for a protein of 784 amino acids. The record is from RefSeq and is a predicted model, not a curated record. Gene Ontology annotation, biological process: proteolysis.